UGGACGAAUCAAUAUCUAUAGUAACGGCCUUGAGCCUGUGGCCAGAUCUUUGGGACCUGAAAAUCUCUUGCUGAAAGGAGCAACACUAAAAAAUACCAAGAAGAUAUAUGGAGUUGCUGUUUACACUGGAAUGGAGACCAAAAUGGCUUUGAACUACCAAGGGAAAUCUCAGAAGCGUUCUGCUGUUGAAAAAUCCAUCAAUGCCUUCCUGAUUGUGUACUUAUUUAUCUUGCUUACCAAAGCUGCAGUGUGCACAACUCUAAAGUAUGUCUGGCAGAGCAACCCAAAUAACGAUGAACCGUGGUAUAACCAAAAGACCCAGAAAGAACGGGAGACUUUAAAGGUGUUGAAAAUGUUCACCGACUUCCUAUCAUUUAUGGUUCUCUUCAACUUUAUCAUUCCUGUCUCCAUGUAUGUCACCGUAGAAAUGCAGAAAUUCUUGGGCUCCUUCUUCAUCUCAUGGGAUAAAGACUUUUAUGAUGAAGAAAUUCAUGAAGGAGCUCUGGUUAACACAUCAGACCUUAAUGAAGAACUUGGUCAGGUGGACUAUGUAUUUACGGAUAAGACUGGAACACUCACUGAAAACAGCAUGGAGUUCAUUGAAUGCUGCAUAGAUGGGCACAAGUAUAGAGGUGCAGCUCAAGAAGCAGAGGGACUGUCUGAAACGGAUGGGCCUUUAACAUACUUCGACAAAGCAGACAAGAAUCGAGAGGAGCUCUUUCUGCGUGCCUUGUGUUUAUGUCAUACUGUUGAAACUAAAACAAAUGAUGUUGUUGACGCAGCAACAGAAUCCACAGAAUUAACCUAUAUAUCCUCUUCACCAGAUGAAAUAGCUUUGGUGAAAGGUGCUAAGAAGUAUGGAUUCACAUUCGUGGGAAAUCAGAAUGGACAAAUGAAAGUGGAGAACCAAAGAAAAGAAAUAGAAGUGUAUGAACUUCUUCACACCUUAAACUUCGAUUCUGUCCGUCGUCGUAUGAGUGUAAUUGUGAAGAAUCAAGCAGGAGACAUAAUUCUCUUUUGUAAAGGAGCAGACUCAGCAGUUUUCCCUAGGGUGCAAAAUCAUGAAAUUGAGUUAACUAAAGCCCAUGUGGAACGCAAUGCAAUGGAUGGCUACCGAACACUUUGUGUUGCCUUCAAAGAAAUUGCCCCAGAUGAUUAUGAAAGAAUCAACAGACAGCUCAUUGAGGCCAAAAUGGCCUUACAAGACAGAGAAGAAAAAAUGGAAAGGGUGUUUGAUGAUAUUGAGACAAACAUGAAUUUAAUUGGAGCCACUGCAGUGGAAGACAGGCUACAAGAUCAAGCCGCUGAGACUAUUGAAGCACUUCAUGCAGCAGGUCUGAAAGUCUGGGUCCUAACUGGGGACAAGAUGGAGACAGCCAAGUCCACCUGCUAUGCCUGUCGCCUGUUCCAAACCAACACCGAACUACUGGAACUGACCACAAAAACCAUCGAAGAAAGCGAAAGGAAGGAAGAUCGGUUACAUGAAUUGUUGAUAGAGUAUCGCAAGAAGCUGCUGCAUGACUUUCCUAAAAGUACUAGAAGCCUUAAAAAAGCAUGGACAGAACAUCAGGAAUAUGGACUAAUCAUUGAUGGUUCCACACUGUCGCUCAUAUUAAAUUCUAGUCAAGAUUCUGGGUCUCACAAUUACAAAAGCAUUUUCCUUCAGAUUUGUAUGAAGUGCACCGCAGUGCUCUGCUGUCGAAUGGCACCAUUACAGAAAGCUCAGAUCGUCAGAAUGGUGAAGAACUUGAAAGGCAGCCCAAUUACUCUGUCAAUUGGUGACGGUGCCAAUGAUGUCAGUAUGAUCUUGGAAUCGCAUGUCGGAAUUGGUAUUAAAGGCAAAGAAGGUCGCCAAGCAGCCAGGAAUAGUGAUUAUUCUGUUCCAAAGUUUAAACAUUUAAAGAAACUGUUAUUGGCUCAUGGGCAUCUCUAUUAUGUAAGAAUAGCACACCUUGUGCAGUAUUUCUUCUACAAGAACCUUUGUUUCAUUUUGCCACAGUUUUUGUACCAGUUCUUCUGUGGAUUCUCACAGCAGCCACUCUAUGAUGCCGCUUACCUUACUAUGUACAACAUCUGCUUCACGUCCUUGCCCAUCCUGGCCUACAGUCUCCUGGAGCAGCACAUCAACAUCGAUACUCUGACCUCAGACCCCCGCCUGUAUAUGAAAAUUUCUGGUAAUGCCAUGCUGCAGUUGGGUCCCUUCCUAUAUUGGACGUUUCUGGCUGCAUUUGAAGGGACUGUAUUCUUCUUUGGGACAUAUUUUCUUUUCCAGACUUCAUCCCUUGAAGAAAAUGCCAAGGUAUAUGGAAACUGGACUUUUGGAACCAUUGUUUUUACAGUCUUAGUAUUCACUGUAACUCUGAAGCUUGCCUUGGAUACUCGUUUCUGGACAUGGAUAAAUCAUUUUGUGAUUUGGGGUUCCUUGGCCUUUUAUGUAUUUUUCUCAUUCUUCUGGGGAGGUAUUAUUUGGCCUUUUCUUAAGCAACAGAGAAUGUAUUUUGUAUUUGCUCAAAUGCUGUCUUCUGUAUCCACAUGGUUGGCUAUAAUUCUUCUAAUAUUUAUCAGCCUUUUCCCUGAGAUUCUUCUGAUAGUGUUGAAGAAUGUAAAACGAAGAAGUGCCAGGGUUCAUCACUUAAUUUCCUCUUCUGCAUAAAAAGUAUAGUAAAAACUUCGUUAUCCAAAUGCAGGUGGUAAGUAGAUUCCUUAAUAGUGUUCUGUGUGACUUAGCAAUCCAUACGGAGUAUUUCAUAUGCUCCAUAUGGAAUUUUAAAUGGGGAAAAAAAACGGUUUAUUUAUUUUUUUUAGCCUAGAAUUUUUCACACCAGGAUUUCCACACCAACAUUCCAGCUUUGACCUUAGAAAUUUCCCUGUGAGUUGUUUGCAGAUAUUUUUUCCCAGUUGAUCAUCCCAAUUUAUCUCUCUCAAACCUUCCUCCUUCCUUUAAUUAUAGUGCUGCUUAAUCUCUGUGUUGCUUUUAGCCCUGUGUGCAAACCAAAGAGAAUUCCCUGGAUGUGAUUUCUACAUCCUUGCCCUCCUGAACACACUUGUAAAAGUUCAAGAUUGUUUUAUAAGUGUGUUUUUGCUGCUUAAAUUGUGUUAAAUUGCUUGCCGAAAUGAGAAGUGUUUCCCUCUGUCAGCCUAACCACUUGGCCUGGCAUUGUCUUAGACCUUUUGAACAUGUAUGAGACAUGUGUGAAACAACUGUUCAAAUGAAAGGGGUAGAUGAGCCUGGCAGACAAGGCAUCUGGCAAAGUAAGACCAACAGGUUAAUUAAAUAUGUCCUAUUCCUGACAAUGCUAGCUUAUUUUGCCAAACAAAACCCUAUUUGUAGCAUAUUGACACCAAGUAGGUCUUGGAACCCCUCAAACAGUAUACAGUCUAAACUACUUGAUCAAAUUUGCCCAGCAGUUUAGCCUCAAAGAUGGCUUUGCUGUGUUGUUUGGCCUCUUAAAUCUUGUGGUUGGCAUUAUGCAGAUUUAGGGAUCUAAGAUGAUCAUGGUGGGAAAGUCUUCAGUGAGAAAGAGGAACUUUAUAAUUAGAGAACACUAUUAGCCCUAGUCAAAAGCAACAGAAUUGUCAUUGGCAUAAGCCACAUUGAUUCUAGGUAUACAAGGCCAAUCAGUGGACAGUUCUGUGAUCCAAACUGCCUUAACUCCCUGCUUCUGCAUGCCUUAUGGCUGGAACUGGACACAAUAACAACCUAGCUAAAACUGCCUUAGUCUGCUCUUUGGUCAUUCCCAUAGACCUCCAGCUAAUUCCCUCCAGCCUGGUGUUUAGUCUUAGGGGGAAAAAUUUAAAAGGUUGUAUCUAUUUUUCUGAUUAUACCUUAAUAUCUUUUGAGCAGUAAUAAUCCAGCUUGAGGUAACCCCCAGAAUGGCUCUCCUGACAAUGUGCAUAAAUUCCAAUUUAAAAUGUUGCAGUGAAAAAUGGUUUCAUACCUUUGUGUCAGAAUUGGUCUGGGAACAAUCUUAGAGGUCCCCUUUCUUUCAUUCUCAUUAAUAAGGUUGUACAAGUGGAAAGCUCCUAAA
Molecule: messenger RNA, 4028 nt
Organism: Erinaceus europaeus (western European hedgehog)
Lineage: Eukaryota; Metazoa; Chordata; Mammalia; Eulipotyphla; Erinaceidae
Product: phospholipid-transporting ATPase IG
Exons: 22
Coding region: 131-2653 (840 amino acids)
Biological process (GO): phospholipid translocation
Cellular component (GO): endoplasmic reticulum; plasma membrane; trans-Golgi network
Molecular function (GO): ATP hydrolysis activity; ATP binding; ATPase-coupled intramembrane lipid carrier activity
Source: RefSeq, a predicted model, not a curated record